AUGGCUAAUGAAGGGACGGAAGAGUCUAAGGGCUUGCCGGAAAAGCAGGAACCUACACAAGAGAAGACUAGUGAUGUACAAAAAUCAACAUCACUGCCGAGCAAGGGACCCACAACUGAUCCAUCAAAGUCGCCACAGAAAAACAACAACAACAACAAUAAUAAUGCCAAAUCUGACACUGCAUCAAGUAGUCAAUCAAAACCAUCCACACCUUCAUCAACUAAACUGUCCAAAGGUGCAGCCAGUAUAGACAAAUACAAUGAUCUAAAAAAGAAACUCAUUCAACAAAUACUCAAGAAACAAGAAAUUGGCAACAAAUUAUCCAAACUAGAAGACACAAUUUACCAAAAGGAAUCAGAUUAUUUUGAAAGCAGCUAUUCUGGUAACAUUGUAAAAGGAUUUGAAAAUUUCGCCAAAUCGGGUGGUGGAGGAGCUAGUGGAGUUAGUGGUGGUGGUGGCGGAGGAGGAUCAGGGACAUCUGGAUUCAAACGAAGGAUAGUAUAUACUGAAGAUGAUCACAUAUUCAGUCUAAGCUCGAUAUCGUUUGUGAAAAAUAUGGUUAAAAGACAUGGAGCUAAUUAUGCUGCUGCCACCACUGUUGUUGGUAAUGGAUCUUUGAGUAAUGGCUCAGCUUCAUCUAUAAUCAAUUCAAAAGAUGACUUUGACGAUUAUGAAGAUUCGAUUGAUCCAACAACUGCUAAUUUAGGGGUGAAGCACAACAGUAGUCAAAGUAGUGCAGUUGCACCUGUCGCUACUGCUACCGCGACCUCUUCCGCUGCUGCUGCUGCUCCUUCAACUGAGAAUGCAAAGAGUGAGACGAGUCGAUCAAGCACACCAUCUAGAAAGAGAAAAGCAAGAACAAUAGAGGACUAA
Messenger RNA from Lodderomyces parapsilosis, 873 nucleotides. RefSeq names its product Eaf6p (gene EAF6). NCBI's taxonomy places the organism in Eukaryota, Fungi, Ascomycota, Pichiomycetes, Serinales, Debaryomycetaceae. The transcript has a single exon. The coding region runs from base 1 to 873 and encodes 290 amino acids. The record is from RefSeq and is a predicted model, not a curated record. Gene Ontology annotation, cellular component: NuA4 histone acetyltransferase complex.